AUGACAUAUAAGAAACUUACAAACGUGCAAUUGAAGGAACUGUUGGCGGAAAGGGGUUUGCCGGUUGCCGGUUUGAAGAACGAGCUGGUUGAAAGGUUAGAGAAGGAUGAUGUUGAAAAAGCCACUAAUGAGUCCGACGAUGAAUCGUCUCCAUUAGCAUCCAACGUCGAGCCUGCCGCCAAGGUUGAAGAACAGCCAGCAGAUGCUCAAGAGCCUGCUGUCGCUGCCGAGGCUGCUGCUGAUGUUGAAGUUGAAGCAGAGGCUGCUGCUGCAACCGAGACUGCGACGGAGGAAGCUAGCGAUGUUGUCGCUGCUAAGGAUACAGCUGCAGUGGCUGAAAAAGUGUUGUCUCCUGAGGAAAUCAAAACUAUGGCUUUGGACUUCUUGAAUAAGAAGUUACAUCGUGUUAAGAAAUUCUCCCAGGACGCACAAGAUAUCGAAGACAUCGAAAAAUUAAUAAACAGAGUUGAAAGGUUCGGUGUCGACUUACAUACUAAUCUAGCCAAGGAACUAGGUUUGGUGAAAGAAGAGAAAAAACAGCCAAACGAGAACAACAGAAACAGAAACAACAAUCCACGUAGAAAGAACAACAACGGCAAUAGAGUAAAUAAGUCUAGAGGUGGCAAUUCCAGCAAUAGAAGAAGAAAUUUCAAUGAUUCAUAUAGAAGAAGAAAUAACGUUCCAAACUAUUAA
Tetrapisispora phaffii CBS 4417 is the source of this 693-nucleotide messenger RNA. RefSeq names its product Tho1p (gene THO1). Gene Ontology annotation, biological process: poly(A)+ mRNA export from nucleus. The transcript has a single exon. NCBI's taxonomy places the organism in Eukaryota, Fungi, Ascomycota, Saccharomycetes, Saccharomycetales, Saccharomycetaceae. The coding region runs from base 1 to 693 and encodes 230 amino acids. The record is from RefSeq and is a predicted model, not a curated record. Gene Ontology annotation, cellular component: nucleus.